Messenger RNA from Salmo salar (Atlantic salmon), 5513 nucleotides. RefSeq names its product interleukin 17 receptor E (gene il17re). Gene Ontology annotation, molecular function: interleukin-17 receptor activity. The record is from RefSeq and is a predicted model, not a curated record. NCBI's taxonomy places the organism in Eukaryota, Metazoa, Chordata, Actinopteri, Salmoniformes, Salmonidae.
GUAUGUCAUAAACAAGUCAGCGAUUACGCACUCUCCCAAGACACAAUUUAACCCGCAGAGAACUAUUCGAACAGUUCUUAGGAACAUACAAAAACAUCAUGGCACUGGAAGAUAACAUGUUGGCCUACCUACUUUUCAGUUUGAUUGAAUUACAUUUAUUUGGUUUUGAAAUACACUCUGUAGUGUAAACAUGUAUGUGGACUGUCGGUCCACUGGAUUUUGCGUUUGUUGGCUGCCUGAGCUUUGUUCUAGCAACGUCUGGUGUAAGUACUGAUCAAUGUUCAUGAUGAGUUGCGGAAAUGGACCAGCACGUGCUGUGCUCCUGUUGUCUUUGCUGCUGCUCCUGCACGCCGCGGAGGAGAAACCACGCGCUAAACUAACUGUCACCGAGAUUCAACACCAUAAUGGUUCCACCUGGAACUUGGAGAGUCUUCCCCAGCUGAGUCUGUCCACCUUCCGGUUCUCUCCAUCACAAGGCUCCUGUUCUGCUUGUGUCCAUGUCCGUGUCAGAAUGAAAGCUGCAGACUUUACUGGGACACUGACUAUUACCUACCUGGAGCUGUCAACUAGUACUCACAGAAUCAUCUCCAUAGAAAAUGUCAAAAAUCGCACUUUACAGUGGAGAGGCCCGCUUCCAUUCAACGGAGGAAAGACCAAAAUCAAACGUUUACGUCUCCAUAAUAUUGGGCAUCAAAUUUUGUGGGAGUUGGUGUAUGACUGUUUCCCGGCCGAUGCAGGGCGACAAGUGUAUGUGUCUUUGUCCUCCAAACCAAAGAGAGAAGACAGGUACAUCGUACAAGACAUCUGUCCAGAUCCAGUGCCGGAGUUUGACCUGUUUGUUGAUGAGCUGGCUCGAUCCCUCACUGUAACUGUAGCAACUGGGGACCACAUAUACCAGCCGGCUCUCUCACCUGAAGUAUACACCAGGCUGUGCUACAGACAGACAGACUCAGAAUGCUCCAACCUUUCUAAUCUUACUACUAUUGACACCAAUCAGGCAUUGUCAGUGACUCUCAGGUUCCCCUACCUGCUUCGCUGUGUCUGUGUACAGGUAUAUUACACACACCUGGAUGCAAGGCGAACCACAGUUUGCCCAUUUGUGAACAGCUCAUUAGAUGAGGGCAGAGACGUGUGGCGCUCCAGUUCUGUGACUCUGUAUGGUGAGUUGGGUUCGAACCUGGCAUGGAGCUCCCCGUGUCCUACUGCUUACCUGAAGCUCUCUGCCUCCCUCUGCUGGCAACACCAGAGAAACACAUCCCACUGCACUCCCAUCCUCAACUCCACACUGGAGGACAUAGUGGAGAAGAGAGAUCUGAAAUAUAAUGUUUCUGCUGUGGAUAAACACCCUCAGAUGUGUGUGCAGUUGUCCUUUAGAAGCAGCUUUGAUGUCCACUGUCCAUUCCUGCCAGGUAUGUCUAAGUGGGAGGCAUAUGUUGGUCCUGGUUCACAGAGUCUCCGUGUCUAUCUCACCUCCAAUAUCCCAGCAUCCUUUGCUGCUCAACUCUGUGUAUGGCAGGACAAGGGAUGUGUGUCCAGAGGAGCUAUCUACUUAGUAAACAUGGGUGGGGGCACCAGAGAGACACAGCUGAACCUGCCCUUAUCCUUCCUAACUGAGGGACUAUGUGUGCAGGUGUGGCGGUCAGAUCCUCCACAGUAUGGGAGGAGAAUACUCUGUCCUGACUAUUCCCACAGGAGAUGGGGUCUCUAUGCUGUUGCAGCCUUGACACUUCUGGUUAUUGUGACAAUGCUGGGACGCCUCAUCCACUAUGUGACCAAGAAUGGAGUCACAGGUUGGCUGUUCAUCCAGAGGCCUGUGUUGUUGGUGUGUUCCUCAGAGCUGUCAGCCCAUGUGUCUCCCGUGUGUGCUUUGGCCUCCAUUCUACAGGGGGAGCUGUGUGCUGAAGUGCGCAUGGCUCUGUGGGCCCAGAUCUCCAAUGGGGAUGGUCCUGGGGCUAUGGAGAGGUCUGGGGCUGGUGUGGCUGAGCUGGGCCCUGUGCCCUGGAUGUAUGGACAGUGGGAGGCAGUCAGAGAGGCAGGAGGCCGGGUGCUGAUCAUAUGGAGCCCAGAGGCUAAGGAGUCCUACAAGAGUUGGAGAGAAGAGCGAGAUGGAGGGAGUAGGAGAGAUGGGAAAAAGACAGGAGGGAGUAAAGGAGAGGAGAUGCGACAAGGGGAGAGUGGAGGAGAAGAGCUGAAAGGACUUGAGAAAACAAGAGAUAAACAGGAGCAAGCAGGAAUGAAGAAAGGAGUGGAAUGGAAAGAGGAAGGUAGGAGCGGAGAGGAGGAGAGGGAGCCAUCCUCAGUGACGGGGCCGGUGUUCAGGGCUGCCCUGUCUUGUCUGCAGGGGGCACUACAGGGGACAGGCAAGAGCCACGGCUUUGCCCUUGUCUACUUCCAGGACCUCUGUCACAGCCGAGACAUCCCCAAAGACCUCAGAGGUGUCCCGCGCUACUGCCUGCCUCGGGAUUUUGGGGGCCUGAUACGAGAGCUGGGCGGGAUGGCUAGAGGAAGGAACAAUGUCAUUGGCAGCUGGCACUGCUGGCCCAGACUCCUCUCCAAAACAUUGUCGCUUUGGUUGGCACGACGACUAACUCACAAGAUGAGUUGCCACGGACGCACCCACAGGAAGAAGAGGGUCCAAAACCGAAAUUGUCGCAGAAAGUGAUGUCAGAGAGGACACUAAGCAGGCAUGUGUCGCCACUGUCAACCAAUGAAGAGAGGACAGAGCCAAGCACUUUGCAGGAGAAGUCACUCAGCGGGCCACCGUGGGGAUGAGGCAGGGCAUCUCAGGUUUUACCUUUAUACAGGGGACAGUUUUUUGUUGUUGUUGUCUUGACUGUAACAUGAGGCAUGGGUGGUGUAGUGACCCCAAACAGUGUAGCAGAGACAACGAACAUUUAUGCCUAAAGUCAAUAGGGGGUAACACUUCACCACUAAGAUAGCUUAGCAAAUCAAGUGGUAAGGUAAGUAAAUAUGGUCAUCUGGGUACAUCCCACGUAUGGCCACAGUUUGUUCUUUGUGUACUGAGUGCACUGUUCGAACCUGACCAUGAAGCCACACACAUCAGCCUUAUCUUUGUGGGUUUGCCUGAACAAAGGAGACACCUUAAUCUAGUGAAUAUCUCCAACAAAAUCAACCACCCUCUGUUAAUACAAGAUUUAAAUUCACUACAUUACUCUGAACAAUCUUGGCUAAUUAUUUUGUUUUGAUUAUAUAAGUGAUUUUUGACAUAAUAUAGUGAAAUCAGAACAAGUCAACAUGGCAGAGUGCAUGGAGGCUGCCACAUCAAGCAGCAUUAAGGGAAGUGCUAAAGAAAAGGAGGCUUGGAGUACAGUUGCCGGGCGCAACACACCAAAGGAAACGGUUCACCCUAUCUUCAUCUUGGAGAGAGAAAUCCUUACAACGGAGGAGGCCAUAGCUAACCCCCUGAAGGAAGAAUAGCUCUACCAUAGCAUACAGGUAAUCCACCCAAGCCACUUGAGAUUGGUACAGAGAGUGCACUCUGGCAUAUCUAUCUAAGUGAAAAGGAGGCAACUCCUUAUUGGAGGAAUAUCUGUCUGUGGAAAGCAUGUACUGUUCAAGGAAAACAACCCUGUCAGUCUGAAGUCACGCAUGGCCAAUCAGAACUCAGUUCAAGUUACAAUCAAAGAGCUGCCUGAAUCAGCAGAUGACAGUGUUGUGACAGAGUUUCUGACCAAAGCAGGUUGCAAGAUUGGGGAAAGUUAUGAAACGCAUGAUUUGAUGCAAGAACCAACUCACUAACUGUUCUAAUGGAGACCGCUUUGUUUACAUUGAAGCAGUGCCCCCCAAACCCAGACCGCGCUCUGCAAAGAUGGGUCCACACUGGGUCAAAAUAUUAUUCUAUGGAUCGUACAAUGGACAGCGUCAAGACGAGCCGGAACAAAAGCCUGCACUGAGCCCAAAAUGCAUUCCAGCCACUGAAGAGAACUUUAAUUACAUAGAGGAGAUGUACAGUAUAGCUAGUCUGUGCUGGAUGACAAUGCCCUGCCUGAAAGUGGAACAGAGCUAUCAGAAACACCAGCAGAAUCUGGAGAAAUUCAGAGUGAAACUGAAGAUCAGGCCACUUCUACACUGAAGAAUAAGGGGGAUGAGCCUGGAGAAAACAGUGAGCCAGACCCAACUAUACAUUCUAAUGACCAGAGAAAGAAGAAGAAAUGAAGUAGCAAAAGAAUGUGAAGUGACAAAAGCACAGUAAAACAAGAAGAAAGGCAAGACCGAAGAUGGUAAGAUGAACAGAAGGCGGUGCAACUCACUUGGGAGGGCAAAAGAAGGGAAUCCAUCCUUUUAAUUAUCUUAUUCCCUCUGUGCUCUGUCCCUCUGUUCUCUACAGGCAAGUAAGAGACCAAGGGAAAGAUUCAAAGUUAAGUCUGGAACAGAAGGCAAAGAAAUACUACCUGAGUUAGAUGAUAACUAACUCACUGGGCACACCACGUUAUUUCAACGUGGAAAUGUGGGUAAUAUUUGGGUAAGACGUUGAUCAAUAAGAUUUCACUGUGCUUCGUCUAAUACCAUAACCAAAUUACCUGGAUUGCAGUUUAGAUUACAUUAAAAGUACAUAGUGUAAAUGAUCAAUGUUUGAGAUUCUGCACAGAUUAUUAUAGCAAUUGUGAAGAUCUCCACAGACCUGUGAUGACCUUUGCAUGCUAUCUUGAACAGGCACACUUUCUAUAAUUACAUAAGAUAUUUAUAGUUACAGUAGGCUAACCUCAAUGUGGCCAUGGAUCUGUUACUUAUUUUAAGGUAGAAUAAAUACUGUUACAUUAGCCUUAUUGCUAUAUACUGUAUUACAAAAGUAAAUGGAACUAUCCAAGCAGAAGGUACAUAUUCUUCAAAUGUUGAUAUUUGGUUGCCAAAUGCAUUUCAAUAUCCAGUUUGUCUACAAAUUAAUGAUUUAUGUUGAAUUCACGUCUCCAUCUUAACCAAAAAUCUAAGUUAAAGAAUUGUCACUAGAGCCAUGUGCUGAAAAUCCUGGACACAUCCUGUACAAUGUACUGAGCUUUGAACACUUCAUCUGAUUUUUCAAAUGUGAAGCUUGUCUUCAAGUGUCUCUCAAUGGUCUUUCCCCUGAACCCCCUGACCAAACGGAUGCAGAAGCUGCAAAGGCCUGGAAUGUCCACCAGGGAACACUGCAGGGUCUUUCUACUGCAUUGUUUCCCAACAGGCUGCUACUGCUUCAGCAGCGCGAUCAUGUAUGAACUGUUGUGUGUUAUCCAACAGACCCAUUGAGACUGUAUGUCCAAGUUGUAAAUAUUAGUGCUAUGAGAUUUGCUUAGGUGCAUCUAAUUGAAGGCUGGCAUUGUGGAUAUAAUUAUGAUAAUGUACAGAUGUGAUAUUUUCAUUGAUUACGUAUUUCUUUACUUUUGUUUUCAUUAAAGUCUAUUUAGGGACGGGUGUUGAAAAUUUGCUUGAGCUAGACUCACUAGUGCAAUGCAUCGGACGAUUGUUUGUUCAUUGUGUCAAUGUGUUUGUCCCCAAUAAACUCAACUAUUAUUGUA